Molecule: messenger RNA, 1431 nt
Organism: Klebsormidium nitens
Lineage: Eukaryota; Viridiplantae; Streptophyta; Klebsormidiophyceae; Klebsormidiales; Klebsormidiaceae
Source: the annotation of a GenBank genome assembly
AUGCCUUCUGUACCCAACGAGAGUUUAGCAGGAGGGCCCCAGAGAACCACAGAAUGGGAGUCCCUCCUCCCAGAGUCUCAGCGAGGUUCUGCUCCCAUCCUCCUGACUUUCGACGAGUUCGUGACCAUCUUUCAGAAAGCGCUGGACACUGUCGGCGCCAGAGAGGUUCAGUUCUCCCCUUCACGGACGUCCGUCACGUUUCGGACAGAUACACCCGAGGACCGAUACGCAGUGCAUAUGGACGCGAACAUCGCCAGCUUAUACGGCAAAAGGAAGUUUCUGAACGCCGAGAACUGCCUCGCAGCAUGCAUACGCUGCCUUCAGAGCAGCAUGCGUUACUCACAGCCGGCUGAGCCUAGAGAGUCGCCCCCGGAAAACCUCUUCCUGACCGUCAAGACGCAUGAAUUCAUCCUCCUGCGGAACGAGGAGUUUCAGCGCCCGUCCCGCCCGCGCGCGGGACUCGACCGCGUCAUGUUCCGCCCGUUCAGCCGGAAUUCCGGCGAGCUGUACACCGGGCUGGUGGUCGGCCUGGAGAACGAAGGCUCCUACUCGGACAUCUGGGUCCCUUCCCGGCAGCUUGACACGUGGAACGUGACGGAGGACGAAGCGUUCGACUUGGCGCUCAAGAACAUCGACGUCAUCACGCCCGAGAAGCUCAACUACUUUCGCAUCGGUUCCUUGGAGGAUCUGAAAACAUCCGAGGAAGCGAGACGGAAGGAUUUCAUCUUCAUUGAGCAUAUGCAUUUCCACUCCCAGUUCAGCAACGGCACGCUCUCGGUGGUGUGCCGUGACAGCAGGGCACUCCCCCGCUUGCUUUUGCCCCGGGUGGUCGAACAGCUUGCCAACAUUCUGAAUUGCAAUCCGGUGUCUCUGGUGAUCGUUCCGUUUGAAGAUGAGAACUUCGUGGUGGGAAACGCGGAAGACCGGAUCUCGAUGCUGCUGUUGGCGGUCCACCAGACGCUGCCGUUCUGCCAAGGGGACAACCCGCACGUGCAGCACAAGGUGUCGUGGAACCCGUUCAGAUUUACCAAGCUGCGCAACGAGAAGGGCCUGGUGGAGCUGGAGCCGUACCUGGUGAAUGGCGGCCGCUUCGCGGUGAAGCUGUGGGUCGGCGACAAGCAGACGGUCUUCUACCCCAUGCCCCGCACCAAGGACGACAUCGCCGCGGUGGAAGACCUCGUGUGGCGACCUUACAAAGCCAAAUUCACCGUGCUGAGCGAGAGUACCUUCCUGAACGGACACUGCUGGCAGUGUCGCAAGCGCUUCGACAAGCUCGAGACGUGCGCAAACUGCAGAAAGGCCAAGUAUUGUUCGCGGAAUUGCCAGAAGAGGGCGUGGGGCGCGGGGCACAAUGUCAACUGUGAAGAGCGGCGGCGCUUCUGGAAAGCAGCCAAGAUGUGUCGGCCACCUAAGACCUCGAAGAAACCAUGA